CAGACACGCGCACAGACACACACAGAGAGACACGCGCACAGACACACACACAGAAACGCGCGCACAGACACACACACAGAGACACGCGCACAGACACACACACACAGAGACGCGCGCACAGACACACACACACAGAGAGACACGCGCGCGUAAACGCACAGAGAGACACGCGCACAGACACACACACAGAGACACGCGCACAGACACACACACACAGAAACGCGCACGCGUAAACGCACAGGCAGGACAACACGCGAAUGUGGCAUCCUCCUCCACGCGUUUACCAACCUUCGAACCUGCUUCGCUGCACGCAUGGAAAUAGGCGUCAACUAUUCGGCUUAAGGAGAACACGGCGGCUAAAAUAAGCGGCGCAGUGUUUAUUUGUGUGCGCGUGUAUCUUUUAGCGCACGUGCGUGUGGUGCACGGCACGCGGACGUACUACAUACUGGUGUAUUAACACGAAAUAGGAGUAAUCAUCAGCAGCGGUAACAGUAACAGCGUCGUCAUCCGCAGCAUCAUCACCAUCACCGGCAGCAGCAGCACGAUGAGUGGAGAAGUGAUGUGUAGCGGAUGGCUGAGGAAGUCUCCCCCAGAGAAGAAACUGCGUCGAUACGCGUGGAAGAAGCGCUGGUUCGUCCUGCGCAGCGGCCGCCUGAGCGGGGACGCGGACGUGCUCGAGUACUACAAGAGCGAGAGCGCCCGCAAGCCCAUCCGCAUCAUCAACCUCAACCUGUGCGAGCAGGUGGACUCGGGCCUCACGUUCGAUCGCAAGGAGUUUGAGAAGAGCUACAUCUUCGAUCUGCGCACCAUCGAUCGCACUUUCUACCUGGUGGCCGACAGUGAGCACGACAUGAAUAAGUGGGUGCGCUGCAUCUGCGACGUCUGCGGAUUCAACUCCACGGACAGUGAUGACGUGGUGAAGGUGCAGCACCCGAUGGCAGCGCCGUCCGGCUUGGGCCCCCACGGCCACCACCUGGGCGGUCCGCCGCCGCCGUCGCUGCUCACGUCCCAGCCUCGGCUGCUGCCGCAGCGGCAGGGCUUCUCCUCCCACGGGCCGCCGCCGUCGUCAUCGUCGUCGGCCUUCUCGGGGUCCCUGCCGCCCAUGUACGCCCCGCAGCCCGUGCCGGUGCCCCUCGCCGGCGGGGCCCGUGGGGACCGGUGGCCUACGGCCGUGCCGCCACCGCCGCGCGGCUGCGCAGGAAGCGACGACGACCAGAGCGACUACCUGUGCCUCACGGAGUUUGAGACGGCCAAGCGCAGCGUCGCACGUGCCAAUCCGGAUGGGGCGUCAGAUAGUGAGGAGGAGGAAGAGGAGGAAGACGAUUACCUUCUGCUGGAAGAUUUUGUAACCAAAACCCCCGAGGGGCAAGCAGACCGCGCGUGUUCGGAGCAACAGUGGAAGGGCUGCUCGGAGACUGACUGCAAUGACAACGUGGCGUCCCACCACUCGGCCGCCUCCUUCUCCUCCAACGGCGUGGGGCCUCCGUCGCGCUUCCACACCCCCCCGCCGCGCCCGCCCAAGUCCACGUCCUCCUCGUCCUCCUCGUCGGGCUACUCGUCCGACCCGCGGGGUCACAGGGUGGCGUCGGACGGAGACGCCUUCCCGUCGGUGGCCCCGGCGCUGCCGAUGGGCACUGCGACUCAGAGGAGCCACACCAUCUCCGUGAUGGAGAACAUGCGCGCGCACCGUGCCGGGGGCAACCGCGAUCUGUUGCCCAGAGACGUCACCACAUUUGCCGACCCAGCUGAGAGUAAAUAUCCGGCAGACGACGACUCGGACUCGGAGGACAACUACGUGGCGAUGAGCGGGAGCUCGCCCACUCCCCCCCGCACCGCCCGCGACAACGGGGUCGCCCCCUCGCCCCUGCUCGCCGCCCCGCUGCUCGACUCGCCACACGACAACUACAUUCCCAUGAGCCCCGGGCUGGGGGAGGUGAGCGCGUCGCUGGGUGCGAAGGUCCCUCCGCCGGUGCACACGGGCUUUCGCUCCGCGACGCCGUCCUCCUCCUCGUCGUCCUCGUCGUCGUCCGCGGGCUCGUCGGCCUCGCUCCCUCCCGGCCUCUCCUCCACGCUUCCUCGCCGGGUGCCGCCCCCACCGACGGCGCUGCCCCAGCGUCCCGCUUCCACGAUCCCGAACCAACGCACAGCGACCCCGCCGGCUCACGUGCAGCAGCAGCAGCAGUCGCCGCUGGGCAGGAAUUCCCCGUCGCUGAAGCACCAUCCCCGCGGCACGCCGACGAUGACGCCGCCUCUCCAGCUGCGGCCCCUGCCCAGCAUCGUCCCCAGUCCCCAGCAGCAGAGGGCGGCCAGCUCGUCGAGUCCCGUGCUCUCCAUGCAGCGCCCGCCCGUCAACCGCGAGCUCAAGCCCGACAGGAAAGUCAAGCCUCCGCCUGUGGAUCUGCCAGAUCUGUGCAUGGUGGCUCCAAUUCACUCCCCGGAAUCCAAGAGCUUCUCUCGGCCAGACACGUUCCGCUUCUCCUCGAGCCCGCGCCCGCGGCCGCCCUCCACCCACAGCACCACGUCCAGCUCGGACUCGCAGGACAGCGAGGAGAACUACGUGCCCAUGCGGCCAAACCAGCCGUCGGAUAACAUGCCCAGCGCGGGUUCAAAGGCUGCAGUGGUGUGUGCUCCUCCAACUGAUGGAAUUGCUCCCUGUUCCGGAAUGAAGAAGGUGGAAUACCUGGCCUUGGACCUACAGCGGAGCACGUCACCGAAUCCUCCACGCAAGCAAAAGUCGACGGUGAUGGUGGCCGUGGUGCCCUCCGAGAGCCGCGUCGACUACGUGGAGGUGGACCAGGAGAAGACACGGGCACUGCAGAGCACGCGCCAGGCCUGGACCGACGUGCGGCAGUCGUCCGAGUCGGAGACGCCCGCCAAAGCGUUCUCCAGCAAGUAGCACGCGCCGCCGGUGAAGGCCAGCCCGCAGCCGUCUGGUUUCUUGUCUUCUCCUACUUGAACUUGGAAACUAACAGCACUGCCGUUUGUAGAAGAGAGCGAGGAAGCUUGGGAAGAGGGCGGCGGUGGCAGGACGUGCAGCUGAGCGAGCGAGAGAGAAGGCCGAUCAGAGCUGAAAGUUGUGGCCUUGCCUUAAAGACUACGCGUUGUCCAUGAGGAUAUGAAUGGUGGUGUCUGACCUGAGUUUAGAACCACUUGCUCUGCGUUGCUCAGAUUUGUUGUCCUGGUGUUUGGGAGGCUGAGGACAAGAGUCCUUGGACUUGAACUUUAAUACGGAGGUCGUUUUUCCUUCGAAGGACUUUUACAGUAAGUCAACUGGCCUGACAUCGCACACAAGCCUUGGUCUACAGAGGCAAAGACAACAAAUCAAUGCCCAAGAGGUAACUUUCUCACGCAGACAUGCUGUUUAAAAAAAAUUCUACUCGUGGUUAUAUAAUUUAGUUAUUUACGGUUUUAAAGUGUGAAAAUGUACUCUCCCAAUGGAAAGAAUCGACCUCGUGUUGACCAUCGGAGAUAUAACUGGUACCGUGAGUAUUUUUUUUUUCUUUACUCAUACUUUAGAUUGAUAGGUUUUAUUCUGCACUUGAACUAAACAAUUAAACCUGCACGCUGAGUCCUGGUUUUAAAAUAACCACUGCCAAGUAUUUUCCAACCAGAUAUGUGUAGCCUGGUCCACCCUGCCCCUCUCCUCUCGCGAAUCCUAACGAAGUCAGCUAAAUAGACAAUAAAAAUAAUACAAUUCGAAGACGAUGAGUAGAUGCUCCGCGUUGUUGUUCCGUCCUCCUGAGGCGUUGGCAACUCCACAACAGCCGAGCACCCAAGAGGUUCGUGAAUUGGAAAAACUUUAUUUCAAAGUGUUCUUCCGAAGGGCAUUAAAAUUGCGUAUCCGCAAUAAUGACCAAACAUGCCCUCCACGUCACAACGCCGCAGCUCAAUCUCUCAGAACGGAAUUCGCCAACAUUUUUAUUGGGGGUGUGCCCUGUACUCUGCAGCGCACGUGGGGCUCUGGGUCCUAACCAGAGGUCGCAAACGGGUUUUGAUUCCUUACCCGUACCCGUACCCGGCCGCACCAGGGUCGCAAAUGGGUACCCGUACCCGUGCCGGGUACCCGUUCCCUACCCGUACCAGUACCCUACCCGAAAUGAGUGACAAACGGUUACUCACCAGUGACUCACGGCCUACCCGUACCCGUACCCGGCCGGGUACGGGUAGCCGGGUAUCGGGUAGGGUACGGGUAUCGGGUACCCGGUUGCGACCUCUGGUCCUAACCCCCUGAACACCAUUGACUUUCCUUAAAAUAAAAGAACGCACCUGGCUUACCCCUAGCUAUGACAGCUGUGAAAUAUAAUACAAAAUAGGUUCCCAUAUGGUGUAGAGUGCACAAUUAUACGUGCGAUUCAUUACAGGUAAGCCUACACCGGCGACAUAUGCAAAAGGCAUUGUCAUAUUCUUUUUGCAACUUUUAUUUUGGAACUCAUUUUUAUCGCGCAUCGGGAACAGAUUGUGGAAUAAAAGUAAAGAGGGGGGAAAAAUAAAUGUUUUUGAAUUGAUGGUUGAAUAUCUUUGGUCGUUGUGACGUGUUAGCAAUUAUUAAAUAAUAACAAUGCAUUUACUUAAGGGUGCCUCAAUUUUACAGACUUUAGCAGUGCCCGACAACACAGGACAGUUAUAGUUUUUGCUACUCAAGCGUAAAAAAGUCUGCGUGUGUGUGUGUAACAAUGAAGGUUCAAAUGCCCUUUAUGUAACUAUCACUCUUCCAUUAUGGCAUGGUAAACGUGUGUGCAUUGCGGAGACGUUUAGGGGAAUAUUUUUCAUUUUCUAUGAAUCUGCCCCCCCCCCCCCCUGUUUUCUAUGAGAAAAGUUUGAAGAUUGUGGAUUUUUGUUGUUGUAACCUCCAUGCGGUUUGUUAUCCCCCGAGGUGAGACAUAACCGUGCCGUCGUAGCAAACGCGAAGUAUUGGAGUGGAGAUUAAUUAUUUGUCGAAUUGUCUUUGUGUUGAGGCAACUAUCAUAAGUCAAUGCCAGUCACGUGUUGGCUAUACAUUUGCUAACGAUGUUUUUUUUUUUGCUGAUUGCUAAUUAAAGUGUUUCUGUGCGUUUUGUUUGUUUCAAAGUGGACAACUCCAAAAAGCUAUUUUGUGUAACUACAUACCCAGUCACUAUUUAAAUAGAGACACAGGUACAUCUAAAGGGAUAUGUGAUGCAUCAUUUCAAACAGGUUCAUGAUGAGGUAUAGAUUGAUUUAUCACAGACUUAGGAACGAGUUCGGUUCCAGAGGUCUGUUCGUAUGUCGAUUUGUUCGUAAGUCCAACUUUACUUCUGUCGAUUCCAAACAUGUUGAACAGCAUGUACGCUAAACACGGGGAAUGGCUUUAAAAGUUGUAUAAUCUCUUGUAGAUGCCACCGGUUCUUCAUGUUCUGCAGAUGUAGACGCCACUGGUUGUUCAUGUGGCAUCUACAUGACAUACGGGACAGGUUUGUUUGUAUCUCUGAAAGUUCGUAAGUCCAAUAUUCAUAAGUAGAGGACCCCACCUGUUCCCUAUGUGUGGUAUACAGCGUUGCCCCCUCGCAUUCGUGGGCUUUGGGUGCUCCGGUUUCCUCCCACAUAAAAAAAAACCUCAUGAAUUGGCUGAGAACACCUUCAUAUAUAAAGGACCGCAGAGCUUGGGGUGGAGGGAAUUUGGCAGCAGCUCACCCACAUGGCUGUUGCCUUCCCCGCUUGUCCUGGGGUUCAUCGCGCCUUGGGAGUCGUUAUCUUCCGUCGCGAGUAAGCAAACACUGUGCAGCGCGUAAUAACUCGAAAUUAUGAAUGUGGUGAAUAUCAGCUUGACAUUGAUUGUUGAUAUUUAACCACAUUCAAAUAUUUCAUAUUAAAAGGAAAAGAUAAAAAAGUAAAAGUGAAAGCACAGCCUCUUAAGCACUAAACAUGUCUUUUUACACUUACACUUUUGUGGGAAAUGUCACGAUUCACGCAUGUUACAACGUUGAAGGUUUACAGUUUUUAGAUCAUGCUACUUGUGAUACAAGAUUAGUGGUCGUGUGAGUCCUGGGUGUCGUAUGAAUUAUACACGUGUUUCCUCUCACUCCUGUGUUCAUAACUGUGUACAAGCGGCCUGCAGUGCCAGUGGCAUAGAGGGCUGCAACUUAAAUACUAAACGUUCGUGACGAUAGCGCAGGACUGAUAAUGGUGGCUUGUAGAGCAUUACAGGUAAAGUCGAAAUUUAAUUCUUUCAUGAUGGACAGACUAAUCUGAAUUCUGGUAGGAGUCACUCGAUGCUUUAACUAAGUUUAUUAUUUGGUGCUCUGCCUUAACCUUUGGCUUCUCCGCACUUAUCUGGCCCCAUGCCCACAAAUCCCUCCUUUAGUUCCUCCCCACAUCCCAGUCCUCGGCAAUCUUCUUUGUUCGUGUUCCCCUCCAUUCUUCAUUCGACGACGUCUUCAUCAACCCCCGUGCCCUCGGAGAUUGCGAGGGCACGGGUUGAAUGCAAGGGCACCUCAGAUUGGUACGGUUGGACACGUACGGUGCGAAAGAAGUUCAACAUAGUACAUAAAUACGUCGAAUGGUGUCUUCUUUCUCCUUCCGAGGAACUUCCAUUGUUCUUUUUGUUGAUGUCAUUCAAGAUCUCUUAAUUGAUCAUCUUCUCUGUCCAGGUCACUCUCUGCAUCCAUAUCCACAACAGAAUGCACGAAACGAGUUUUUAAGUGUUUUCUCUGCAACAUAAAACUGGAAUCACGAUUUCUUAUUCUUCGUCCGGGCAGGGUGCUAACGUUUAUAAGCCACACAAGGCACACACGUGACCUUACCAAGACAACGCUCUCUCCAAAUCUACUACAGCAUGACUCUGCAGAUGUGCAGGUGUACGGUAGUUAACCAGCGGUUUGAGCUGCCGGUGUAUGAAGUCUGCUUUUGGUGCAGUUUGAAAAUGUUUUGUUGUUUAGGGAACUUACUUUUCUGUCCAGAAAAAUAGUGCAACAGCCUUGACAUGAAUGAUCCCGAUAGGUUUCUGUAAAGGCUGGCUUGUGGGGACGAACACUUUAUUAUUAAAAGCAAACAUUGGGCAACAAACACGAGUGUCUAAAUGUGACCACACCUCAAGACGACGUACAAAAUGCCGACACGUGCAUGUUAGUAUAUUGUGGGGAAAGGGAUGAUGAAUUUUCGUUCCAUAAAAAGUGAUGUAGAGUUAUGGAGAAAGCCAAGCUGUGGAAAGUGAUUUCAGUGCUGAUCAAAACAUUUGGACAAGUAUAAAGGGAUGGAACUUCCAGAGGGUUUCCAUGAAGGAGAUACGAAAUCAGCUCUUGUACAGGUGCUAGAUGGAUCGCUGCAUCGCAAGACCGUGAAAGAUGGGUGUAGCUUGAGGAGGCAUUCAUCCAAGUGGGACUGAUCAAUGAUGAAUCAUCAGAGGUCUUCAGCCUCGACUUGAAAAGAUGGAGUGAGCAGUGCAGAGAGAUGCGUUUGACAGUGGGGGCAGCAGCAGAGAUGGAGUGACCACUCUUUAAACGAAGUUUAAAUGUUAACUCUCGCAAGCCUUCGCCGGUGACACUCAACAUUUUAUGGUCAGCAGUGGACAAAACAGCAGCUUUCCCAAGCUGCUUUCAGACUCUUGCACAUGUGCUGAGAUGCCUGCUGCUGAUAGCACAACUUGUCAAAAUGAGUCCAGCCUUGCCCAGCAAUCAAGAUAAGCUUCCCAAGGGAUUGCCACAGAGACACGAACAGCAAUGAAUUUAUUAGCGCUGAGCUUGGAAAAGCUUGUCUGGAUAUGGGUGAGCAGUAUUAUGGUAUAGGUGCAGAGUUUGAUAUUGUUGAUGGUAAUUGAGUUGUUUAUGUACGAGUUGCCUUCUUUUUAAGAUACUUUGAGCACAUGUAUGCAGUUACAUAUUUAUUGUCCACUUUGAUGUGUUGCCAUUAAGCUGAAAUAAUGCCAUCAAUAAAAUGCAAUGUUUGCUUUUUUUUAAAGAACAA
Messenger RNA from Lethenteron reissneri (Far Eastern brook lamprey), 7917 nucleotides. It is a transcript of the gene GAB1, whose product is annotated as GRB2 associated binding protein 1. Gene Ontology annotation, biological process: signal transduction. The record is from RefSeq and is a predicted model, not a curated record. Gene Ontology annotation, cellular component: cytoplasm. Gene Ontology annotation, molecular function: signaling adaptor activity. NCBI's taxonomy places the organism in Eukaryota, Metazoa, Chordata, Hyperoartia, Petromyzontiformes, Petromyzontidae.